Messenger RNA from Saprolegnia parasitica CBS 223.65, 1761 nucleotides. RefSeq lists its product as hypothetical. The record is from RefSeq and is a predicted model, not a curated record. The transcript has 8 exons. Lineage: Eukaryota; Oomycota; Saprolegniomycetes; Saprolegniales; Saprolegniaceae. The coding region runs from base 1 to 1761 and encodes 586 amino acids. Gene Ontology annotation, biological process: lipid metabolic process. Gene Ontology annotation, molecular function: L-malate dehydrogenase (NAD+) activity. Gene Ontology annotation, cellular component: cytoplasm; cytosol.
AUGCUCGCCCGCUCGAUCUCCGCCCGCUUCUUCAGCGCCGCUGCUGCCGGCAAGAAGGUUGCCGUCCUCGGCGCCGCCGGUGGCAUUGGCCAGCCCAUGAGCUUGCUGCUCAAGGACUCGGACCACAUCUCGCACUUGUCGCUCUUCGAUGUCGUCAACACGCCCGGUGUGGCCGCUGAUGUCUCGCACUGCAACACGCGCGCUACGGUCACGGGCGUCGCCGGCAUGGAGAACAUUGAGGAGGCGCUUACGGGCAUGGACGUUGUCGUCAUUCCCGCUGGUGUCCCGCGCAAGCCUGGCAUGACGCGCGACGACUUGUUCAACACGAACGCGUCGAUCGUCCAGUCGUUGGCGUCUGCGUGUGCCAACGUCGUCACGGCCACCUUGAUUGUCACAGCGUGCGAUGUUGGCUUCUCUCUGUGGGCGUGGGCCGAGAUCGUAGCUGUGCGCCGGUCGUUCCGCGAGACUUUUGUGCGCAACCUCUCCAAGCUUCUCACGGCCUUCAACUUUUUCAUGUACUACAACGCGCGGAUGAUCUCGGUGCUCAUCGCGAGCGGCCACUUCGUCGCGUGGUUUCUCCCCAUCAACUACUACAGCGCCGAUGGUACCCCGCUUCGCUGCACGGGCAGCCUCGCCGUCACGUUCGGAUUCAAGCUCACCAUCGCAGGGUGGCUCGUCACGGCCAUGUACGCCUGCCUGCCGACGGACGCCGUUGGUCUUCGCGGCUGGUUUGUCUCGUCGCCCAACGCGCUCGCGGCCCCGACGCACCGCAUCCGGUACUUUUGCCACGCCUCGGACGUGCACCAAACCGCCAACUUUCGCCUCGUCGACAUGCUCCAGAACACGCUCGUGGUCGAGCCGCGCCAUUUUGUGCUCGAGGACCAGAUCGAGAUGUUCAAUUUUGCGUACCUCGCGUACGCGUGCGGCAACAAGGACUACUCGCAGGACUUUCUGCAUCUCCACAAGAUGAUUGGCAGCGCCGAGUUUGCGCUGGCAGACCACCUCCACGACCCCCAAAGCGACACGCACUGCCUCAUCGCACACUCGACCGACAAGAUCAUCGUCGCCUUCCGCGGUUCGAUGAGCUGGAAAAACUACAAGACGGACCUCAAUGCCUCCAAGCACAUGUGCGCCGAGUACACCUUGCAUCCGGCCGCUGGCAGCGACAAGCGGUCGCGCUUUGUGCCGCACAACAUCUCUCGGCCCAACUUUUGCAAGACAAAGACGCCGUGGGUCCACGGUGGUUUCUGGGACGCCUACCAAUCCGUCGCCGACCGCGAGAACCCGCGGAGCAUGUACUUUACGGGUCAUAGUCUUGGCGGCGCGCUCGCGACGCUCUGCAGCCUCGACGCGGCCGUCAAGUACGGUGCGUCGCGCGUCGCGUGCACGACCUUUGGGUGUCCGCGCGUCGGCGGCAACGCGUACAAGCGCGUCUACAACGCCCGCGUGCCGGCCAACUUUCGCUUUGUGAACGCCCAGGACCCGGUCUGCCACACGCCGCUGCGAACGUUGUGGGACUCGUUCACAGAGGUUGGCACGACCGUCAUGCUCGACAGGCUCGGGAAUCUGGUCGUGGAUCCGAAUCUGCUCCAAUACGACUUGCUCAACAGCGGCAUCUCGCGCGACGCGCACCGCCUCACGUCGUACCAAAUGGCGCUUUUCCUGUGGUGCAAGCGAGCCCACUCGCGGCGGUUCGAGCCCAAGUUCUGCGAUCGCUCCUUGUGCGCACGGCCAACGACGCCGACGACGACCGGCUCUUGA